UAGACUAAAAAUCGAUAUAUCCAAUUUUGCUCAUAUUGCUGUUCAGACUUAAGAGACGCCAACCUCAGAAAUUAGGAGUGUUCUGAGUAAAAGUAAUUAAAUAUAACAGUAGAGUUGGCUUCUAGAUUCCUCUAAACUACUAAAAACAUUGCUACAACAGGUUACCUCUAACAUUAUAAGAAUUCGAAUCGAGUUUCCACAAAGGUUUUUAAUGAUGAGUGAAGAGCUGAGUCCACCUCCCAAGAAAACGAAGGUCGAGUUCGAAGCUGAGACAGGAGAGAUAGACUUCGCUGACGAUACUAUAGUGGAAAACAAGUUUGAUAUUAAGGAGCGCUGCGAGAACUUCCUCACGACCCAGGAGUUGGAACAGCUCCGAGAGUUCAAGGUUCUGGACGAAGUGAAAGCCAACGAAGAUGACAGCAAUGAUGACAAUUCAGAGAAGAGUUCCACUGGAGUGCCUGAAGAGGAAUUAGAUAAGAUGUUGGACGAAAAUCUGCCAGAGGAUUUUAAGACGGCUCCGAAACCCAAAGAGAAGACGUACGUCGCGAGAACCAAAAUUGUGCUUGAAGAAAAGGGUGUAAAUCAGUUUGAGAACCUUCCGCUGGACUGGAUGAUGAUACGCCAUCACAGCGGAAUGCCGAUAUACAUGCACCGAAGCACGCGCGUCUGCACCCUGUCUAAACCGUACUUCAUCGGCAAAGAGAACACUAGGAGACACGACAUACCGAUCAGCGCUAUACCCUGCUUAUUGUACAGACGUGCGCUGGAAGAGGAAGAAAAACAGAAGGAAAUAGACAGGCAAAUAGAAGAGCAGAUUAAAAAUGGGAUGUACGCGCAGAAUCAGGGCGAGGGUAUAGUCAUUAAAAACGAAGAAGACGCGUCCACGCAGAAUACUGGUGAUUUUCCACAGAUUUCCGUCCUGCCGGAAAUAAAAUUGCGGACCGAUUUACAGUUCGAUAGAAAUGUUAAUAUACAGCAGACGGAGAUCAAACAGGACGUGAGUGAUAGCAACGAUGCAGAGCCGGAGUCGGUGGAGCAGAAAUACUCAGUAACAAUAGACAGCCAGAACAAAAUCAAUGACGAUGUCACACAAGUAGCUGAUAAAGCUACGACUGAGAUAGACAAGAAAUGUCCGCUGGCCAUGAUCACGAACAACGGAGACGAUAAGUAUGAGAGCCAAGUGGAAUACGAGGUCACAGUCAAGAUAGAAAACGAGACAUCGGAUAGCGAGGACACUAUUAAGAAAGAAGUAAUUGACAACGAAAACAACGAGCUGACCUCAGACGACCUCAAAGAGAGUGAGCGGAAUGAAAAUGGCGGUGAUGUGGAGGGGAUACCGCACCGACAGCCGGUGGUGUUGCCAGGUGGCAUAGUGAUGCCCCCGCCGCGCGUUGAGUCGGUCAACACCAGCUGGAAAACGAAACAUUUGACCCCAGAACAGGUCACCGAGUAUUGCAAAAGGCUCUUCCAGUUUAAGAGCCUUAAUAUAAUGCAUUUCAACCGUUGGACGGAUCGUCGGAAGUACACAAAAGCCAGGAAGACGCUCCAAUACCCUACACUCCCAGCGGGCACCACCCUUAUAACUAUACCGGCUCAAAAUGGUGGCAAAACAGCGAAACGCGACUGGGUCAUGAAUAUGAACGGCCGGAGCUAUCUCUCAGUGUUCCACGAGUACGUCUGUCGGGCCUUGCAGAAACAGCCUGUGUACGAAUACAAACAACUAGAGAACGCAGCUACGCCGUACCAAGCUGCCGUGUAUAUCGGCGGUAUGCAGUACGGCGUGGGCUACGGGUCGAGUAAGAGACAGGCGAAGUACGCCGCAGCUAGAGCAUCCAUACACAUCCUGAUACCAGAGAUGAAGAACCACCUCGAGCCCCCCGCCGCCGCUCCGCAGAACCCCGAGACUGACUUCACGUUUUUCGACUACGUCGGUAUAGAGGACCCUCGUAUCGCCGAGUUCUGUGCAGCGACUUGCGAGCCUUCGCCCCACGCUAUACUGAGGACAUGUCUGUUAAGGAACUUCGGCGCCGGAGAUAGGCACAUCCACACUGAGAUGAAGAAGCUGGAGUAUCAGAAGACCGAGCUGACUAUGACGGUGGGGAAACAUACCGCCACUGUGGUCUGCAAGAACAAGAAGACCGCCAAGCAGCGAGCGUCGCAGGCUAUACUACAGGCUCUACAUCCUCACGUCCGCUCGUGGGGUUCGCUGCUACGUCUCUACGGCUCGAGAUCGGUGAAGAGCUGCAAGGAAAAGAAGCUGGAGGAGCAGCAGAUCACGCUGCUACAGGACAAGGCCAGACAGAACGAGCCCAACUACGCUGUACUGGACAAGCUGAGACACGAGAUGAUAAAGCUAAAGGAAAGAGAUGAGGCCGUUGUACCAAUCGGAACGCUCCUACUGACCGACGACCUGCCCACGCACUCCGGAUCCAAUUUGAAUAAUGUUGACUUGUGAUCAUCAAUGUUUGAGGUCAUAUACAACUAUAUGAUUCCAUGACAUCUAGUGUAAUUAGUGUGUUAUGUGAGCACGCUUCCCAGUAAGACUUUGAUAUGACCAGUAUGGGUCAAUGACUUGACAGUGAUUUCAGUGCUGCCAUCAAUAGGACGAAUCUGUCGUAAUUUUAUAUUAAAAUUCAGAUCUAGUCACAGUGGCGAAAAAAAAAGUGUUUUAAACUUGUUCGUGGGAAGUGAUUAUGUGGGUUAUUUACAUGUUAUAUUUAAUCACAUUUCCAUAUUAGAUUGGGUAUUGAAUGGCAACACUGUCAAGGGUUGUCACUUAGUAAUAUCCUCAUGUAAUUAAUCUGAAGUUUUUAUUAUACACCCUGGUAUUGUAAUGCAAGACAUUGCAAAUUAGUUAAAUAAACAUUCAGCCAUUCAGUGCUGAUGUUUUUUUGGUGUUCCAGUAAAAUGUUAUGGCCUAUAUUCGUAUUAUUGUUAUAGUUUAUGAUCUAUGUAAAAUUAUUGAUGUUCUUGACAUUAAGUCAAGAACGCACCAUUAACUUUAUAUGAGCGGUUCCAGUAAUGUGCCCAGCCUUUAGAGAUGUAUAGAGUAUAUAAGCGAAAUGUUAUACAAAAAUUUUCAGUACUAUAAAAUAUAUUAAUAUAUUGAGAAAGGUGUUUACAAUAUAUGAUGGCGUCUGUUCAAUGUGUUGAUAGAAAUAUUGCUGUUAUUUAAGACAAUUUUACCUUAUAACAUUAUAAGAAGCGUACGCAUAGUGUAGUGAGAACAUUGUAAUGAUUAGUGUGUAACGGGGUUAUCGAGUUGUGUGGGUUAAAAUUAACUGCAUGUUAUUGUGUCUGGAAUGCUUUGAUGUUGCUCGUUGAUUUAAUUGUUAGUGUAGGUUUAGAUGUAGGAAUCCGAUAAAUAAAAUACCUCCAAGUAAACUAAUGUUGCCUCCGUACAACUUUAUAGUAGAAUUAUUAUAUGCAAUUUUAUAUUAGAAAUUAACUUAAUCAUUAUUCUAGUGCGUUUUAAGAAUCAAUGGAUCGCUGUAUUUUAAUAUUUUUAAUGUUAUUGUAGGUUAUUUAACUUAUAUAUAUAUAAAGGGAAUGCUUCGGGAUUAUUAUCAGAUAUAAUAUUUUACAUUUCGUAUAGAAUUCUUUAGUAUUAAGCAAUAAAGGUGAGUUAUAUCAGAACAGUGACGGCUUCAGCUAAUUAUGUUGUAGUGUAUUGAAAUUUUAAAUUUGAUAUUAAAGGUGGGCUGAUAUUUUGUAGGCUGGAGUUGGCGUCGUGUGGAGUUUUAACAAUGUGUACAAACAAUUCUGAAAUGAUAUAGCGUAUAAAUUUAAUAUUUUAAUAAAGCACGCAAACAUAUAUAAA
Molecule: messenger RNA, 3820 nt
Organism: Danaus plexippus (monarch butterfly)
Lineage: Eukaryota; Metazoa; Arthropoda; Insecta; Lepidoptera; Nymphalidae
Gene: pasha
Product: microprocessor complex subunit DGCR8
Exons: 11
Coding region: 212-2455 (747 amino acids)
Biological process (GO): primary miRNA processing
Cellular component (GO): microprocessor complex
Molecular function (GO): double-stranded RNA binding; identical protein binding; primary miRNA binding
Source: RefSeq, a predicted model, not a curated record